GUUUCUUUGGCGGCGCAUGCGCAGAGGGAGGCGGUCAUCCCACUCAGUUUGUAAAUCAUGGCACAAGCUGAAAAGAAAGGUGGAUUGCUUCGGAGAUCUUCAGCUAGUAAGAAACCUUUGAAAGAGAAGGUUGUGCUGAUGUAUGAUGAAAUAUUUACGACAGAAGAUCCAAGUAAAUUUAACCCUCGCUUUUGGGAGGAGCUUUUCCUCAUGAAGGUGAAUUUGGAAUAUUUGGAGGGGAAGCUGGAAUCUCUAGAUGGUGAAGAGUUAAUGAAGAUAAAAGAUAAUAUAAAUUGUUUGUUCCAACGCUGUAUCCGGGCUUUGGGAGAAGAGCAUCCCAUCAGAGUGGUCAAUGCGUUACAGACAUUGUGUGCACUGAUUCGUGGUGUUCAUCAGAAGAAUAAAUCCACAUCUGGAUUUGACAUCAUCAAUAUGCUGAUGGGCUUUGACAAGGCUGAACUGUGCAUGAAGAAUCUGAUGGAGAGUUUGGACACAUUGCUUUGUGCAGAAGGCUCUGAAAGCCUCAAAAGUUUGUGCUUGAAGCUACUGCUCUGCUUGGUGACUGUGACGGAUAACAUCAGUCAGAACACAAUCCUGGAGUAUGUGAUGAUUAAUAGUAUCUUUGAAGCCAUCUUACAGAUCCUCUCAAGUCCUCCUAGUCGUAGGGAACAUGGUUAUGAAGCAGUUGUCCUGCUAGCCUUAUUAGUGAACUAUAGAAAAUAUGAGUCUGUGAAUCCUUACAUAGUGAAGCUGUCGAUCAUAGAUGAUGAGGCUACACUUAAUGGAAUGGGCCUUGUUGUUGCUCAGGCAUUAUCAGAGUACAACCGACAGUACAGAGACAAGGAGGAAGAGCACCAGAGUGGGUUUUUCUCUGCCUUGACCAACAUGGUGGGCAGCAUGUUCAUAGCUGAUGCUGAUGAAAAAAUCUCAGUCCAAACCAACGAGGCUAUCCUGUUGGCCCUUUAUGAAGCUGUACACUUGAACCGAAACUUCAUUACUGUAUUGGCACAGAGUCAUCCUGAAAUUGGUCUGGUGACAAUGCCAGUAAGCCCAGUUCCAACAACCCCAGUUACUCCACUUGGGACCACACCGCCUUCUUCUGAUGUUAUAAGCACUGUGGAGCUACCUCUGGAUGCUGAUGUGCAGACCAGCAACCUGCUGAUAACUUUCUUAAAGUACAGCUCCAUUGUCAUGCAGGACACCAAAGAUGAACACCGGCUCCAUAGCGGCAAACUUUGUCUGAUUAUCCUGACUUGCAUAGCUGAGGACCAAUAUGCAAAUGCUUUCUUGCAUGAUGACAACAUGAAUUUCCGAGUCAACUUGCACAGAAUGCCUAUGAGACACAGAAAGAAAGCGUGCUGACAAGAACCUUCCCUGUCGGCCUCUGGUUUGUGCAGUGCUAGAUCUGAUGGUAAGUUUAUUAUAACGCAUAUGAUGAAAGAGUUUCCCAUGGACCUUUAUGGGCGCUGCAUUCAAAUAGUUCACAAGCUGCUUUGCUACCAGAAAAAGUGCAGAGUGAGACUCCAUUAUACAUGGAGGGAGCUCUGGUCAGGUAAA
This is a messenger RNA of Sceloporus undulatus (fence lizard), 1557 nucleotides long. Its product is annotated as armadillo-like helical domain-containing protein 3. The coding region runs from base 58 to 1362 and encodes 434 amino acids. Lineage: Eukaryota; Metazoa; Chordata; Lepidosauria; Squamata; Phrynosomatidae. Gene Ontology annotation, biological process: regulation of Golgi organization. Gene Ontology annotation, cellular component: cytosol. The transcript is spliced from 20 exons. The record is from RefSeq and is a predicted model, not a curated record.